Molecule: messenger RNA, 387 nt
Organism: Onychomys torridus (southern grasshopper mouse)
Lineage: Eukaryota; Metazoa; Chordata; Mammalia; Rodentia; Cricetidae
Product: cystatin-12-like
Exons: 3
Coding region: 1-387 (128 amino acids)
Molecular function (GO): cysteine-type endopeptidase inhibitor activity
Source: RefSeq, a predicted model, not a curated record
AUGUUGUGGAAGGCAUUCCUGCUUGUGGGGCUCAUUGUGCUGGGGAUUCAUGAUUGCAGCUUCAAAUUUAUAGACAUCGACAAGAAUAUGGAGUAUUUCGCCAUUUCUGUGGAGUAUGUUGUGUUCCACUUCAAUGAAAACCAGGAUGAUGUUUUUGCCUACAAGUUCCUGAGAGUCCGGAGAAGUCAGUGUCAGACCAAUGAAAUGGUAUAUUUAAUAGACCUGGAGAUGGGCCGUACAAUUUGUGGGAAAUAUGAUGAAGACAUUGACAAUUGCCCAUUACAGGAAGGCCAAGGAGAGAAAAAGGUACGCUGCACUUAUAUUCUGGAGUCUCUAGCAUGGAAGACUGAGUUCAUCAUCUUGAACAGUACCUGUGUGCAGACUUAA